Molecule: messenger RNA, 1299 nt
Organism: Vitis riparia (riverbank grape)
Lineage: Eukaryota; Viridiplantae; Streptophyta; Magnoliopsida; Vitales; Vitaceae
Product: calcium uniporter protein 2, mitochondrial
Exons: 2
Coding region: 107-1159 (350 amino acids)
Biological process (GO): calcium import into the mitochondrion; mitochondrial calcium ion homeostasis
Cellular component (GO): uniplex complex; mitochondrial inner membrane
Molecular function (GO): uniporter activity; calcium channel activity
Source: RefSeq, a predicted model, not a curated record
CGCGGGAGCUAUAUAUUAGGGAGGACAGGCACCCCAUUGUUCAUUCCACUCAGAUUGUUGGAUCUCCGAACGCCACCGCUUCUCUCUUUCUUUCUCUCUUUCAUUAAUGGCGUUCAAAGAAACCCUAGUUAAGAGGGUCUUCAACAUAUCGAAAUCCUCAACUCAGGCCCUAAGAAAUUGCCGCAUUUCAUCGCCUUCAUCCUCAGUGCGGACCCUCAUCCCUCCCACCAAAGCUCCAAAUCCCGGUCAUGAUGGGAUUCUCCGGCGGCUUCUUCAGAGAAGGGCGAUAUUCCAGGCGGCGAUGAGGGCCCCGGAGGCCCUGUCUCUGCCGGUGGGUGAAAAGCUGAUAGAGAAGCUGCGAGGGAUGGACAUUGCCAGAGAAAGGCUCCGGCUGGAGGGGCUGCGCCCGCCGGAGAUGAAAUCGGAGGCGGUGGAGGGGUUAUCGGCGGAGGAUGCUCGGAAGUUGCUGAGGUUGGCGCAGUUGGAAAGGGUGAAAUCUAUGCUAAGAGAGGUGCGUAAAAGCUGGAUACCGUAUUCGGAGUAUGUUGAGAUCUGCGUGGAAGGCUGUUCGGAUCCAGGCCAGGGACCGAGGUUUGCAAAGAUGCUGGAUGAGUCUGGAACCGUUAUCGUCCUCGGAAACAUUGUCUUGCUCCGCCCUGAACAGGUAGCAAAAGCCAUUCAAGGCCUAAUUCCUAUGCCAGUGUCCUUUCAAAAUGAUGAGAGAAAGGAGGAGCUCGAAGGGAUGGAAAGACAGAAGGUGGUCAUCGACAAGGAGGCGGAGUCGUUGGUCCGUAGAGAACUCUGGUGUGGGCUGGGCUUCUUCAUGGUCCAAACACUGGGGUUCAUGAGACUCACUUUUUGGGAACUAUCUUGGGAUGUGAUGGAGCCCAUUUGCUUCUUUGUUACAUCCAUCUACUUCAUGGCCGGCUAUUCUUUCUUCCUCAAGACAUCCAAAGAGCCUUCUUUUGAAGGCUUCUUCCAGAGCCGUUUUCUGGCUAAGCAAAAGCGGCUUAUGAAGAGCAAAAACUUCGAUGUUGGCAGAUACAACGAGCUUCGGAAAGCUUGUCAGUCUUACUCUUCAUCCUCAGAGCAAGCUUCAUCAACUACAUCUUUGUUGUAUGAUUCUGAAAGGAUGCCGCUCGGUUCUCUGCAUCACUAAUUCAAGAGGAAAAUUUUGAAAAAAAUAAAAUUACAAUUUUGUUUCCGUUUCUUAACAUGUCUGUAGAUUUGCGGCAUCCUGUGUACUAUGAUGAGAGAGUUUCUAGCAUUCAUGAAUGAAUUACGAAAGUUUCUAGCAAA